ACUCUAUGGUGCUGGCGGGGCGCGGGGCUGGCCUAUGGCGUGCGGCGGCGCGAGCGCGGGGCGGGCUGGCGCAUGCGCAGUGAGAGCCGGGGCCAGGCGCACGCUGAGGCAGGAGCGGGACCAGCGCGAGACUCCGGGACCCUCUCGGCCGUUGCCAGAAUGCCGGGACUAAGCUGUAGAUUCUACCAGCAUAAAUUUCCAGAGGUGGAAGAUGUGGUGAUGGUCAACGUUCGGUCCAUUGCCGAAAUGGGAGCCUAUGUCAGCCUGCUGGAGUACAACAACAUUGAAGGCAUGAUCCUUCUCAGUGAGCUGUCCAGAAGGCGUAUUCGUUCCAUAAACAAACUCAUCCGUAUCGGGAGGAAUGAAUGCGUGGUGGUCAUAAGAGUCGACAAAGAGAAAGGUUAUAUUGACUUGUCAAAAAGAAGAGUUUCUCCAGAGGAGGCGAUCAAAUGUGAAGACAAAUUCACAAAAUCGAAGACUGUUUACAGCAUCCUUCGCCACGUUGCUGAAGUCUUGGAGUACACUAAGGAUGAGCAGCUUGAGAGUCUGUUCCAGAGAACUGCCUGGGUGUUUGAUGACAAGUACAAAAGACCGGGAUAUGGUGCUUAUGAUGCAUUCAAGCAUGCAGUCUCAGACCCUGCGAUCCUGGACAGCCUAGAUCUGACAGAGGAAGAGAGGCGGGUAUUGAUUGACAAUAUUAACAGACGUCUGACACCCCAAGCAGUCAAAAUCCGAGCUGAUAUUGAGGUUGCCUGUUAUGGUUAUGAAGGCAUAGAUGCAGUAAAAGAAGCUUUGAGGGCAGGCUUGAACUGUUCCACGGAGAACAUGCCCAUUAAAAUUAAUCUGAUAGCCCCUCCUCGUUAUGUGAUGACUACAACAACACUGGAGAGAACUGAAGGACUGUCUGUUCUAAAUCAAGCCAUGGCUGUAAUUAAAGAAAAAAUUGAGGAGAAGAGAGGUGUCUUUAAUGUGCAGAUGGAGCCUAAGGUGGUUACUGACACAGAUGAGACUGAGCUUGCAAGGCAGUUGGAAAGACUGGAGAGGGAAAAUGCUGAAGUGGAUGGGGACGAUGAUGCUGAGGAAAUGGAAGCCAAAACUGAAGAUUAAAUACUCCAGGAUAUUUAGAAGAAGCAGACCAUAUGAAAAAAUUAAAGACCCCAUUGCAAACACUCUGGACGAAAUGUUUCCAGUAUUGAAAACUUCAAAUGCAAAUACUUGAAGUGUUUUACCAUUUUGAAAAGACCAAUAUGUGAAAAGCUCUUCUUAAAUAACAUUUGAUGCAACAACUUACACAAAUUGAAUCUUCUUUGAAGCAAAGAUGCCUAGUCAAAUUGAAGGCAUAGAUCUGGCCAGAGGGAGGUGGCAGCCCUGUGCUUAGUAUUUUCAUACAUAACAAUUCCUAAUUGGUGAUUGCAGCUCAGUGCAUCUGUUAAUGAUAUUUCUGGGAGCACUAAAACCAAGCGAGCUGAACAGUUCUAUACAGAAUGUAUUUGAGCAAAUAUUCAAUAAAUUUCUGGGCUAUAUAACUCCAA
Calidris pugnax (ruff) is the source of this 1532-nucleotide messenger RNA. It is a transcript of the gene EIF2S1, whose product is annotated as eukaryotic translation initiation factor 2 subunit alpha. The transcript is spliced from 8 exons. Gene Ontology annotation, molecular function: RNA binding; translation initiation factor activity; ribosome binding. The coding region runs from base 73 to 1107 and encodes 344 amino acids. Gene Ontology annotation, cellular component: eukaryotic translation initiation factor 2B complex; eukaryotic 48S preinitiation complex; multi-eIF complex. The record is from RefSeq and is a predicted model, not a curated record. Lineage: Eukaryota; Metazoa; Chordata; Aves; Charadriiformes; Scolopacidae.